ACAUUUUGAUUUUUACUAUUUUUUUUUCGUUCCUUGAUAAAAUAAUUGAAUUCUCGACAUGUCAUCUCGCCUCAUCACAAGGACGUCUUUAUUAAAUAAGGCAGUUUGUGCCCGAACAGUUCGUCUAUAUGCUACCGAGACAAAAGCGGCAGCUACAACAGCCACUGAGCAAUUUCCUGCAGAGACUUUCGGCGGAAAUGCCUGGAGAAAUGGCUUGAUUGCGGUUGUUGCAGGUUUUAUUUGGUACAGAGUCGAUCAACACAUCACUCACUCUGGCGAUGAAAAGCACCCUUUUACCAAAUGGAUUGAAUACCAUAUGUCAACUGCAGAAGAAAACGAUCAAUAUAGUCAUGCUAAAAUAGAAGCAGCAAAGGCAGCAGCCGAGUACAAAUUACUCGUACAAAGCUCAGAUCGUAGACCUAUUUACCGCAUGAGAAACACAGAACUUUUUGAACGUCAUAGUUCUCGCGGUUAUACUAUGGGAACUCAAUGUGAUUUAUCUGAUCUCAAGAUUAGAUCUGAUUAGUUGGUGUACUUGACUUAUUCUAUUACCAUACGUGCUAUUUUUCUUUUCUGUGCAUGUAAAAAUAAAAUUGUUAGAUUGUUUGGGCAGUCAUAGCAAUUGAUCAUAACAGGAGGGUGAAAAAGCAGACAAGUGAAUAGGAAACAUAGUAAACAGAUGGUAAAAGACUACAGAAAGCGUCGUUCGCGAUCAAAUUACUGCAGUUUAACCAGCAGAUCAUGAUUUACAAACAAAUGUGGGGAGGGGGAGCAUUUUUAGUUUUCAGAAAAGCAAAUACAUCUACCGCAUUUGAUUGGUUUGCAUUUUGAUUUGUAAGGUUUUAAUCUAUAGAGGACAAGUCCGGCUCGGAAUAAUGUCGUCAUACAAUCAAAAAAAAGUGGUAUAAAAA
Mycotypha africana is the source of this 911-nucleotide messenger RNA. RefSeq lists its product as uncharacterized. Gene Ontology annotation, cellular component: mitochondrion. The transcript is spliced from 5 exons. Bases 59 to 526 code for a protein of 155 amino acids. Lineage: Eukaryota; Fungi; Mucoromycota; Mucoromycetes; Mucorales; Mycotyphaceae. The record is from RefSeq and is a predicted model, not a curated record.